Molecule: messenger RNA, 2568 nt
Organism: Lodderomyces jiufengensis
Lineage: Eukaryota; Fungi; Ascomycota; Pichiomycetes; Serinales; Debaryomycetaceae
Product: chromatin-binding protein
Exons: 1
Coding region: 1-2568 (855 amino acids)
Biological process (GO): DNA repair; DNA-templated DNA replication; mitotic cell cycle
Cellular component (GO): nuclear replication fork
Molecular function (GO): chromatin binding; protein binding
Source: RefSeq, a predicted model, not a curated record
AUGUCAUCUAAAAUUAUACCAUUAUUUUCAGAUGGGAAUUCAUACAUUUAUUUUCAUAAUCAAUUGGAUAGAUUAAUCAUUGUUAAUAGUGAAGGUAUAACAAAAUUAGUUAAUUUAAAUGAUUUAGAUUCACAACCAAUUUCAAUAGAUACAAAAUCUAAUGUAACUUCACUAGCAAUAAAUGGGAAUAAAUUAGCAAUAACGACGUUAGAUGGCUAUGCUGAAUUAAUUGAUUUAGAUAAAAAAGAAUCCGUUGGAGAAUUAUACAGAACAGCAUUACCAUUAAGAGAUUUAAAAUUUAUAAAUCAAGGAAAUAGAAUAUUAUGCGGUGGAGAUGAUAAUCAAUUAACAAUUGUAGAUUUAGCAAAUAAUAAUAACGUUACAAAUUUGGAAAUUCCAGAUCAAUUAUUAAAUAUUUCGUAUGAUCAAGCAGGUGAAUUAUCAGCUAUAAGUUUAUCAAAUGGAUCAGUUGAAAUUUAUUCAGUGUUUAAUGAAAAAUUAAAUCUUUUACAUACCUUAAAUAAUGUUUUGAAUCCUAAAAUUUUUGCAUCUAUGGAUAAAAUUGAUUACGAAGAAAAUGAAGAAGAAUUAUUUACCUCAAAGACUCAAUGGACAAAUGACGGUAAAUAUUUAAUUUUACCAUCAGUAAAUAACGAAAUUCAAGUUUAUGAAAGAGAAAACUGGGAAAAAAUCAAAACCUUUAAAGUAGAUUCCAAAAUAGUUGAUUUUAAUUUAAAUUAUAAAAAGUUAGCAGUAUUAACUAAAAAUGUAUAUAAAGCUUUUAAUUUUGAUACUGGAAAAAUACUUCAUGAAGAUGAUUUUGAUUUAAAAGAAGAAGCAUUACCUUUGAACAUAGAAUGGGAAAAUAAAUCAAGUAUAUUAAUUGGUACUACUUAUGGUGAUGUUUUGAGAUUAAGAAAUGUUAUUAAAGAUGAUACUGAAAGGUCAAGUGCAGUAAAUAAUUUAUUUUUAGAUGAUGCAGAAGAGAGUGAUUUAGAAGAAAAUGACAAUGAGAAACACGAUGAUGUUAAUGACAGAGAAGAAGUAGAUCAAUUGCAUAAAAAGAGAUUAUUUAUUGAUGAUGAAGAUGAUUUUGACAACUCUAUUUUGGAUGAAGAUGAUGAUACACCAAAUGGCUAUUCUAAUGGUCAUUCAAACGGUCAUUUUAAUGGUCAUACUAAUGGAUAUUCAAUUGGUCAUAAAAGACAAAAAUCUACUACUCCACAACCAAGUUUCACUACUACUUCAGCUCCAACAAAAAUAAUACCAUAUUCACCAGGUUCAACUCCAUUUGUAACUUUGGGUGAAUCAUCAGAUAGAAGAUAUUUGACAAUGAAUAAUAUAGGAUAUGCAUGGAUUGUUAUAAAUAAAGAUAAAACCACCAACAACUCAAUAACAGUAUCAUUUUUUGAUAGAUCAAUAAAUAAUGAAUAUCAUUUCACUGAUCUUCAAAACUUUGACUUAGCUUCAAUGAAUCAUAAAUGUAUAAUAUUAUCAGAAAGUUCAAAAGGUAUAAUCUUUUACAAAUCCCAUAAUAAUAUAAAUGAUAAUGGACUAGAAUCAUGGGAGAAGAAAAUUCCCUUGUUAGAAAAAGAAUAUAUAACAAGUAUUGCUAUAACAAAUUCAAAAUCAAAUAAUAAUACUAUAAUAGUUGGAACUAAUUUUGGAUACUUGAGGUUUUUCAAUCAAUUUGGGUUAUGUCUUAAUAUCAUAAAAACAAAUCCAGUGGUGACAAUUGCAGCAUCAUCAAAUAAUACAAUUUUUGUAAUAAAUCAACUAACAAAUAAUGUAUAUUCAUAUUCAAUUAUUGAUAUAAUGCAAGAUUAUAAAUACAUACAACAGAAUUCAGUAAUACCAUUAAAAGAAAUCACAAAAGGAUCAACAUUAAAUUUAAUAAAAGGUAUUUUUUUCAAUGAAUUUAAUGAUCCAUGUGUAGUUUCAGGAUCUGAUGAUACAUUGUUGAUAUUACAAUCUUGGAGAGAAACUGGUAAUGCAAAAUGGAUCCCAAUUUUAAAUUGUUUUAAAAAAAUUACAGAAUAUGGGACUAAUGAAAAUAAAAAGAAUUGGUCAUGUUGGCCAUUAGGUUUAAUCAAUGAUAAUUUGAAUUGUUUAAUAUUGAAAAAUAAUAAUAAAUUCCCAGGAUUUCCCUUACCACUACCUAUUGAAAUUGAAAUUGAAAUACCAAUUAAAAUUGGUAACGAAGAAAAUGAUGAACAAGAAGAAGAAGAAUUAUUUGUAAGAUCUUUAACAAUGGGUAAAAUUCUUAAUGAUACAUUAAUAAAUUUUGAAGAAGAAGAACCACAAGAUCAAGAAUCAGAUGAAAUAAUGUCCAAAUUACAAAAUUAUAGUAUGAUUUUUGAUAAAUCACUUUUAAAAUUAUUUGGAGAAAGUUGUAAACAUUCAAAUUUAAAUAAAGCUUUUAGUAUUGUUAAAUUAAUUAAAACUGAUAAAGCACUUUCUGCAGCUUUAAAAAUUAGUGAAAGAAUGGAAUUUUUAAAUUUAGCUUCCAAAAUUGGUCAAUUAAGGGAACAAUUAUUAAUUGAUUUAAAUGAUAAUGAUAGCGAUUGA